This is a messenger RNA of Rotaria sp. Silwood2, 1869 nucleotides long. NCBI's taxonomy places the organism in Eukaryota, Metazoa, Rotifera, Eurotatoria, Philodinida, Philodinidae. The record is from the annotation of a GenBank genome assembly.
AUGAUCCACAACGAAAUAACAGAACAUAAUUCUUCACAUUAUUUAAUAAAUUCAGCUUCAACAACAGUGAUGAUUGAAUCUCAUUCAGAAUUGCUGACUAACAAUGAUAUGGAACUAACCAUGGGACAAAUUAAUGCAGCAAGUAACCAAUUAUCUAAGCAUCCUGUACAAUUUACACAUGAAGAUUUACGUACAUAUCUUGAACCAAUUAUUCACACUCUGAUCUCUGCGGAAGAAUCAUGUGCAUUUCGUCAACCGGUUGAUCCUGUUGCACUUAAUAUACCUGAUUAUCCAAUGAUAAUUAAACAUCCUAUGGAUAUAUCAACCAUGCAUAAUAAAUUAUUACGUGGAGAAUAUAAAAAUCCAUUAGAAUUUUGUGAUGAUGCAUGGCUUAUGUUUAAAAAUGCAUGGCUUUAUAAUAAUAGAGCAUUGCGUAUUUAUAGAAUGUGUACAAAACUUGCACAACUAUUUGUUGAAUCUAUUGAUCCUGUUUUAAAAACAUUAGGUUAUUGUUGUGCUCAUCAAUACGUAUAUUUACCAAAAGUUAUUUUAUGUAAUGGAAAGCAAAAAUGUUGUGAAAUUCGACCUUAUAGUUCUUAUUAUUAUUAUAACAAUCCUGAUCCAUCACGAUUUAAUCUAUCGAGUGAUCAAUAUAAGUUUUGUACUGAUUGUUUUCAUUCAAGUAAAUGUGAAUCCAUAUUUGUCGGUGAUGAUCCAGCUCAAAAAUUAGUUGAAAUAUCAAAAAAAUUAUUUCUACGAACUGAAAAUAAUGUACAAGAACCUGAAAUAAUGAUUGAUUGUAUUGUUUGUACACGUCGUUGGCAUCAAGUAUGUGCAUUACAUUUAGAUCAAAUAUGGUGUGAAGGUUUCGUAUGUAAGACAUGUAUACGUCAAUAUAAUAUAAAACGUAAAGAAAAUUGUUAUAUAGCACAAACAAUAACAGUAACUGAUUUAUCAUCACAAUUAGAACAUCGUGUUAAUAAAUUUUUAUUUGAUAAAGAUUGUCAUCAAAGUCGUGUUACAAUUCGUGUAGUAGCUUCUAGUGAUAAAAUAAGUAAAAUAAAACCGCAAUUAAAAAAAUAUUAUCCAAAUCAAAUGGCAAAUGAUGGUUAUCCAUAUCGAACAAAAGCUAUAUUUGCUUUUCAAGAAAUUGAAGGUAUUGAUGUUGUUUUCUUUGGUAUGUAUGUACAAGAAUAUGAUGAACAUUGUCCUGCGCCAAAUACAAAUCGUGUUUAUAUAUCUUGUUUGGAUACAAUACAUUUUUUUCAACCGAAACUUUAUCGUCAAGAUGUUUAUCAUGAAAUUUUAAUUGGUUAUUUGAAUUAUGCCAAACAACAUGGCUAUAUCUAUGUUCAUAUGUGGGCUCGUCCAACAAGUGUAGUUGUUGAUUAUAUAUUUCAUUGUCAUCCAUUUGAACAACGUUUACCGAAUUCAAAACGCUUACACAGUUGGUGUAAAAAGCUGCUUGACAAAGCAAUUAUAGAACGUAUUGUUAUUGAUUAUAAGGAUAUCAUGCAAGAUUGUUUGGAUAAUCAAAUGCAAACAGUUCUUGAUAUUCCAUAUUUUGAUGGUGAUUUGUGGCCAACUAUAAUUGAAGAAACUAUUGAAAAAUUUAGUCAAGAAGAAGAUCGAAGAAGACAAGAAGUUGAAGCAGCACCAGUUAUAGAAGAUGACGACUUCAAUGAUUCUUUUGAACUAGAUGAUUCAACACAAAUUUCUAGUAAACGUAAAUUUGCAAAUAAAUAUGAAAAGAAAAAUUCGAAGAAAACAGGAAAACAACAAGAACUAGCAAAAUCUCAAGUGUCAAAUUCUACUGAUUUACUAUCUAUAAUAUUUUCAACUAUGGAAAAAAACAAAGAGGUAAAAUAA